AGCGACUCGGAGCAACCGUACACGUAAGGCGGGCAGCCUGCCAUGACUAGCGUUCCAGCAGUUGCGGACGUUCAGAUAUGUCAACUAUUUCUACCAGUGCUAGUGUUCCCACGUCGCAUUUCGAACAUGCGUCCAAACUGGUGAAAUCGCGCAGCGCAGACACCUUCAUAUGGUGGCCCGGCUCCAGAAUGAUAGCUUGUUUUUAUUCGGUCAUCAUCGGUCCUAUCACCCUCGGGACUCUCCUCCGUUGAUUCAACCAGAUUGAGAAGAAGUUCGGCGCCGGUGUCGACACCAUGAAAGUCAGGCGCGUGUUCUUGAAGGCGGAUGAACCCUUCCAGUACGACCUUCACGACACGGGGUUUGUUCUUGACUCCUCAGAUACACUGCAGCCAGGGGACUACGGAUGCUUUCAACUCACAGUCAGCGACAAGUCUCAGCCAAAGUAUGAUGGUACCGAAUACCCGUUCUCGCACAAAACCUUCGUUAGGUCUCUUGGAGACAUCAGGCGUCGAUUUUCACAUCUCAAUGAUGAUAUCCAAGACUCGUUUCGUGAAACAGUACUAUGUAAGACGUGAUGGCGGCCAGUGCAUCUUCACGGGGUCAGAUGAUUCCGUAGACGUGCAUUGGACUAUCCCUCCACCGGCGUAUAUGAGGGUCUGUAUUUGUGCACCAUUCCAUUGCAUGCAGCAGAAACUGACAACAUCGCAGAUCCCAUCUCCAGCAGGAAAGCCAUGGUUAAUCACACCUGAGCACUUGAAGGAGACAAGUAACCUGCUCACUAUGCGUCCCGAUAUCCACGAGUUGUGGGAUUCGAACUCCUUCAGUGUCGAUGUGAAUGUGAGCCAUUUGAACAUGCUCAAUCAUGUCGUGGUGUUGGUUUAGUGAGCGUUGUCACCGUCGGCGUCAAGACGUCGAGGAUCGCGCGUGUGCCUACUACGGCGGGCCGGUGCUGGGCCGGUGGCUAAACUGGAUCUCUCCUCCUCCUCCUCCUCCGCCUUGAAUUUUUGUUGAAGACGUCGACG
Rhodofomes roseus is the source of this 1022-nucleotide messenger RNA. RefSeq lists its product as uncharacterized. NCBI's taxonomy places the organism in Eukaryota, Fungi, Basidiomycota, Agaricomycetes, Polyporales, Fomitopsidaceae. The transcript is spliced from 3 exons. The record is from RefSeq and is a predicted model, not a curated record. Bases 325 to 882 code for a protein of 185 amino acids.